CGCUGAGGUGAGCGGUUGCGAAUGGAACGUUCCCGGGAUUGCUGGUCCGGAAUUUGAACCCAGGAAUAAGGAAUCCCCGGGGAUUUGGUGUUCCGGGGGUCUACACGUUCGGAAAAAGUCGUAAAGGAUCAGCGAUCGCCUGAUCUUCCUCAACGUUGAAUUAAUCUUACUUUUGAGAGGAGACCAGCUUUUUUUUUUGUUCUUUCUUGCCCCACCUCUGUUUGACUGUCGACCGAGUUGCGGGAUCAAAGACCAUCGCACCUGCAGCGAUCUGUCAGCGGCCGCCUCCUGUCACCGAGUGACAGCGACCCACUUACCUGAGUCUGAGUCAACUUCAAAUAAACCAGCAAAGACCAUCGAGAGUAAGCCGGGAUACACGAACUUCCGCAAAAGAAAAAGUCCUGUUGGUUAAGUCAUCUUGCGAUCCUCUGGAGUAUUGAGCCAGCACGGCACAGUCUGACCAUGUCCGCAGACCGUUACUCCGCUCUGGAUGAAACUGCCCUCAGGAAAUUGCUUGAAGUGACUGAUGACUUAGAUGAGCGGAGACUUAUUCGUUCCACUAUAUGUGAGCUGAGGAGGAAAGAACUGAAAGGGAUGGAGGAAGCACUAUCUUCCAAACGCUUUCGUUCUGAAAGAGCAAAUGAACACCAUGAAAACAAAGAGAAUCGUCAACGACAAGAAGACAAUCAGAAGCAGUCUUUGGAUAUUCUUUCAGGGAAACUGGAGUCAAUUCAUGACAUUGAUGAGUUAACUGCCAUGCUCCGAAAUGCAGGUGAAUAUGCAGAACGUAAACUGAUUAGAGCUGCCAUUCGCAAACUUCGUGAGCGAGAGAUUGAAGCUGCAUCCAUGCCAAACAAGCCAGUUGGCAUGCUAGUUCAUAAUAGAGCACUGCAAAAUGAAAGAACAACUAGCACUUACCCUCUGAACAUCACAUCACAAACAACAUGGUCAACCAAAGAUCUACCUACAAAUGACAAGGAAAAUGUUCUUCAAACACAAGAAGGAGAGACUGAAAGCUUGGGGGAGCGACAAAAGGUGCAAGCGCAAGCCCAAGAACUUCAAAACCAGAGGUGGAGAAUUCGGAGUGAGUCUGAUGAAAUAGCCUCUGAAACAGUUGUUCUCGAUCCACUGAAGAGAGUCGAUGAUGGUUCAGUGAAAUCAAUUUGGGGAUCUCGACAAAGGGCAGAAUCCUCUUGUUUGGAUUGUCACUCAUUCAGUACUGACUCGGACUUGAAAAAUGAAAGUUACAAAGAUUCCAAAAAAUAUAUGACAUCUAACGGUUCCAGGGGCACAUUAGAAACCCACAGGAUAAUUUCAACACAAUACAAUGAUGCAUUGCAGCAGAAUAAUCCUUCAAGUCUCAACAAUGAAAAUACCAGUAUAAAAGAAACUGAAGUUUUUAGAAAAAAUAGAUGUGCCUCAAUUAAUAACAAUGAGAAUGUCAUCGCAGGACCUCUUACACCUGAAAGGGAGGAUAUGGAUAGCAUUUUCCAGUCAGAGAUAAGUUCCAGGAACGUGAAUCUGGGCUCUGUCCAAAACUGGUUGAAUUCUGACAUCAAUGAUAAUAUACCUUCAGCAACUACAGGAAGAGCCAAUGACAACAAUGAAGAGAACACAUGUUUCAUGACACUUGACAAUAAGAUCAUUUAUGAGGAUCAAACACCAAGGAGCAUAGCAACUCCAUCCAAGCAGAAAGAGUUAACUGAAAAAGCCAGUGACAUAUACAUGAAUAGCACGCCAUUCAGAAAAAGUAACUCCAUACAAGACCGAAUGAAGAAGUUUACAAUGCACUCACCUGACCAACCUUUUGAACUUGGAUCACACUUCUGCACUCAGAAAAGAAAUGAAGGCAGAAAUAGCAGAAUUCUACAGCAACAGCAGCUAUUCUCAGGCAGUCCUGCAAUAAAGAUAAAAGAAAUUAAAAGUUCAUAUUCAGAAAUAUCUCCAAAAGGAAAGUCUGCAGGACUUAAGGACACAUGGGAAUUUGGUAAAUCUAUAGGAAAAACAGAUAAAGAGGCUGAAUACUUACUGUCCAGUAGAAAUAGCAAACUCACGGGCUCAAACAAGAGAAAUGGGAUAGAGCGGGACAGGUCUACAUCCUUGAAGGAGAACAUGUUCCGCUUUGUCCAAAGGGAUGGAAAACAUUCACCACAAUCUGGUUGCAACUUGAUUUAUAGCACUGUCAAAUCUAACUUUGCAACUGCAGAAGUACAGAAAGGUCCACCUAGGACAACAAAUUCAUUGAUUUCUUCUACUGAAAGCUUAAGUAAUUCGAUUGCAUCUGAAGUUCUUGCAGAUGAAUCAAGUAAAACAAGGACUUUUGACAAGGAUUACACUAAGAAACCUUACUUACAAAAUGCUGUUGCUGAUAAAUCAUACAUUAGAACUCCAGGGAGGAGCAACAUAAACAAGUCACAGACAAUCCAGCCUGCGUCAGAGAAGGACUCUAGUAAAACAUGUAGAGACAGCUCAGUGUGCUUAGACCAACACAGUUCUGCUGAGUGCUCAGACGUGUCUGCUAGAACAAUCAAUCUCUUACAAAGAAGUUUUUCUGGACAAAAGGAGAAGGAUACGUUUGUCGGCAAUAAAGACAAUAUGAAGACACUUGUGACAAUUGAAGUCAAGGAGGGCCAGAAACCAGAUGUCAUCUCUGCAAGGAUCUCUAGUGCACCUUCCUCACAGAGGAGAGAGCUGACAUUUGGUUUGAGAGCUACUCCAUUCAGAAUGUCUGGUUCCAGCAGUAUGAUGAUGGAUACUGAACAAGUAAUGACCGAAGCAGCCCAAUCACUACAACAUAUUGAGGCUAUUUUACCUAAUGGUACAGAGGAGAAGGAAAAGGAGAAUAAUACAAAAGAAAACAAAAACAAACCCGGUUUGGAGGAUUUAAGCGCUAUUGAAGAUGAAGAAGUCCUGGAUAAAAUGCUUGAUGCCACAACAGAUUAUGAGGAAAGGAAGAUAAUUCGAGCUGCAAUGAGGGAGCUCCGGAAAAAGAAAAGAGAUGAGAGAGAGAGAGAGCGUGAAAUGAGACUACAGGAACUGAAGCAGAAAACAGAUGAGAAGAAAGGAAAAUCCUUAAAUACUGCUGAAAUGACUCUAUCUAAGACACAAAAAUCUACAGAUGGGAAGAUUGUGACAUCAAUCUCGAAGACUGAGAAAAUCACUCAAGCAGAUGGUGGCAACAGAACGUUACGAACUACCACCAUGGAAUCAAGCAUUUUAAAGAAAACAGAUGCAGGUGGAGCUACUGUUGUCCAAACCAAGUCCUCCUUUACUUCCAGCAGCACAUCAUCCAAAAAGAUUGGAAGUAUUUUUGACAGAGAAGAUGAUGCACGGUCUAGUAGUGUGUCAGCACUUGAGAGGAAGCAGGCUGAGAAGAGGAAAGAGGUGAUGAGGUCACAAACACUGCCACGCACUUCAGGAACACAGGCACGGAAGGCAUUAAUUGAGAAACUAGAAAAGGAAGGUGGAAGUCCUGGAAAUCCAGCCAUUGCCAGAGUGAAGGUGCAGAGAUCCUCAAGUUGUGGUGUACCAAAUGCUAACAGUAUAAAGCAGAUGCUACUUGAUUGGUGUAGAGCCAAGACACGUGGUUAUGAGCAUGUGACUAUCCAGAACUUUUCCUCUAGCUGGAGUGAUGGGAUGGCAUUCUGUGCUUUGGUGCAUAACUUCUUCCCCGAAGCCUUUGAUUACUCAGAAUUGAAUCCCAACAACCGUAGGCAUAACUUCGAGGUGGCAUUCAAAAUGGCAGAACAAAUAGCUUCCUGUGAUCCCCUGAUUGAAGUCGAGGAUAUGAUGAUAAUGGGCAAAAGACCAGAUCCAAAGUGUGUCUUCACAUACGUGCAGUCCCUGUAUAAUCACUUGCGAAGGUACGAGUAACCAGCCCUAGAAUAUGGAAGCCAGAAUAUCUUGAAUUUCUGUUUAAACAGAAUAUCAGUCCCCAGCAUGCUUGUGUUUUUAGAUAGUUGUCAGAAGACAUGUAUUUACUGUGUGCUGCAUUUGCGCUCUAGGAUUUUAUUCUCUUUCUGCAUUAAGACAGGAUGAAAAUGCCAGGGUAAUGAGUUGUCUACUUUGUGUAUAUUAUAAAACCAUUGUAUAUGACCCUUUUUAAAUUCUAAAUCAAGAAAAAAAACUAUAAAUAUACUGAGAAAGAACCUUCCAUACAAUAUAAUUGUCUGCAUAAACAUUUGCAAAUAGGCACAUUACAGCACUGAAUUAAGGUCCUUAGACCUCUGAAGACCUUUUAAAAUUGAUUUUAUUUGAUUCUAAUUGAUUGAAAUUAUAUUAUGCAUUUCUCUUUCUCUCUCCCUCUACCUCUGUCUCUCAAAACAAUAAAAGAAGGCAGUUUCAGGAUAUGUGGUAGACCUGUUUUGUCUCACUGUGACAUUUUUAAGUAAUAAUUCUGCAUCGUGUUCACUUUUGCAAAUUUACUUCUAUAUUGUACCAAAUGUGCCAUUGGUGAGAUCAGAGGAAAUAUGUACAUCAUGCAGUCAUAAUAAAAAUAUAGUAUUGCUUUCAACAAUCAAAAUAAUGGAUACAUUUAAUAGAUAUUCUAAUAAUGAGGAGCUUCCUAUACAUUCGAGCAAAAUAAAACUAGUAUAUAUCCAGCUAUGGAAUUCAUUUGUCCAAAGAGCCAACCACAUUUUGCCACUAUUGAGAUUCAAAUUCUUAAGUUAUUAGCCUCAAUCAAACAGUGCUACUUCGGAAUAACAAUAAACAAUUCAAUUCUCAUUAUGUCCUCAGCUGAUUAAAGUUGGAGUUAUAGUUUAGGAGUGCUACAAUUGGUAUUAAUGCUGAAGAAGAAGAAAGUGAAGCAUAUUACCAAUUUAAGUGUGGGAAUGGAAUGCUUGCACUUUGCUGUGUUGCCAGGUUACCUUGUGUGUGCAUCAGUAUGUUAUUACAUCAAGGAAGUUUACUAGGGGAGAUAUAGGAAUGUUGCCAAUACCUAUGGAAUCAUACCCACAAAGUAUCUAUGUUUAACAGAGGAGAGGAAUUGAAGGUGAACGUCAUUGACUUGUCCAUGUGAUACAUAAAGUGUGCUGAAAGUGUUUCCUUCUCUUUCACAAUGCUUAAAAGCAAAAUAUUAAAGUGUUCUCAAUGUGAAAAAUUGAAGGGUAAAAUUAUCACAAGGCUGUAAUCACUGUGGUUCAGACACUGUUGUGUUUAGCAAAGGAUAAUAAGAUACAUGGGAGAAAAGCUUUUUUUUAAGGUUUCAAGUAAAGUAUAACUGGUAGUCAAGCUGGAGAAUUCUAUAGAGCUGCACUCAGUUAGAAGAUGGGUCAUCACCUGUACAGUGAAAACUUAUACUUCCUAGGUUUGGAACUAAUAUGUUUAAGUAUGUGUCUAUUUAAAAAGAAAAUCUUCCCUCUAUUCCUCUUUUGCCCAAAACGUCGAUUUUCCUGUUCCUCGGAUGCUGCCUGAACUGCUGUGCUUUUCCAGCACCACUCUAAUCCAGAAUCUGUCCCCAUACCAAGCUUUCCAAAUUAAACAACAUUAGGAUUCUGAACCAAGCUGCUUCACUGGGAGAAAAUGUUUGAUGUGUUAUUAGAACGUUGGCCGAAACACAACAAGAAUACUUAGCAGUCACUUACAGUUUCUUGGGGGAUUUCUGCUGAUCUUCUGCCACAUUUACCGAAAAAGGUAAAGUCACCAUAGACUUACCACACCAUAGGGCUGCUUUCUUGUUACCGAGAGACAACUGAUGAUGGCUUAACCUGAGGGUCACCAUGCCUUGGGUGAGGGAGAGGUUGAGAAGAAAAAUUCUUAUGAAACCAAAAAGGUUUCACUGAAAUUUCACAUCUAACCAUUUUGUUCACUGGUCAUCCAGGCUCUUCCUGAAUUUUAUGCUUUUUCUUUCUCUACAUAUUAUUGUCCCACUGAUUGGUGGAGGCAGAUUCCCACUUCGCAUCUUGGUGACAGACAUUAUUACUAGGAUAGUGAUGACUAGGAGCAGGCAGCAGGAAACCUUAUCUACAUCCAUUACAAGUUGAAAAAUGCAACGGUUUAUAACUCCUUCCUCAAAGUAUAAUGUAUUUUAAAGGUCAGUGCUUGAAGGGGGAGACUCAUUUGCUUUGGGGCAAACAAAUUUGCUUAUUUUGAUAGCUUUGGAAUCCUGCACUCUACUACUGCUACCUCCACUAUGCACAAGGCAUCCCCCAAACACUUCUUCCUGCUUUUUCACUUUAGCUGGUAUAAAAGUGGACUGGCCAUUUUCCUCCACUUUUCAUUGUUGAUUGUGUUAUGGCACCAGAUUAUCUGGUUGGUUAACAGCCUCAAAAAGCCUAAGGUAGCAAGAUAGCCGAUGCCUUGUAUAACACUACUAUGAAAACAACUCGGGGGUGGGAAGGAAAUCAGAGUGCUGGCCAUGUGUCUUAUUUAUGUGCACCUCACCUGCCAAAAUCACACGUGGUCAGGAAUCAUUGGUCUCUGAAAAGAGAUCUGACAAUGCUGCACUCAAAACAUUAAGAAAAAUAGAAAAUACCUAGCAGAUCUAGCAGAAUCUAUUGGAAGAGAAACAGAAUUGGUGGCCAGGAUUUGGAGUUCUUUGCCCCAUGCAUAGGGUGGACAACUUCAGGGUUCAAGAUUAGAGUGGUGCUGGAAAAGCACAGCAGGUCAGGCAGCUGUGGGCAAAGCCCUUCGUCGAUUUUU
Molecule: messenger RNA, 6642 nt
Organism: Chiloscyllium plagiosum (whitespotted bambooshark)
Lineage: Eukaryota; Metazoa; Chordata; Chondrichthyes; Orectolobiformes; Hemiscylliidae
Gene: smtnb
Product: smoothelin b
Molecular function (GO): protein binding
Source: RefSeq, a predicted model, not a curated record